Molecule: messenger RNA, 201 nt
Organism: Laetiporus sulphureus 93-53
Lineage: Eukaryota; Fungi; Basidiomycota; Agaricomycetes; Polyporales; Laetiporaceae
Exons: 3
Source: RefSeq, a predicted model, not a curated record
ACAUCCUGGCCUCGUACGACGCAGACCGUGGUCGCUCCGUCCGACCACUCAAACGAAGAUCACGCUCCGCAAAGCCAACGAAGACCAACACGGACCACCGGACUGCAAGAUCCCCGGCGCGCCGAGGACAUCGCUCUACAUGCACGCUGACGUUUCGCAAGGCCAUAUCGGAAGAUGGGAUGGAGGAAAUAUAUUUCGUGG